Molecule: messenger RNA, 2442 nt
Organism: Erinaceus europaeus (western European hedgehog)
Lineage: Eukaryota; Metazoa; Chordata; Mammalia; Eulipotyphla; Erinaceidae
Gene: FBXW5
Product: F-box and WD repeat domain containing 5
Exons: 8
Coding region: 149-1933 (594 amino acids)
Biological process (GO): protein ubiquitination
Cellular component (GO): SCF ubiquitin ligase complex; Cul4-RING E3 ubiquitin ligase complex
Molecular function (GO): protein binding
Source: RefSeq, a predicted model, not a curated record
UGUCGGCCUGGCGGGUUCCAUCAUAGAGACGCGGCGGCCGGAGCGGCGGUGGGGGCGGAAGAGGGUCUACCCGCAGAGGCCCAGCGCCAGUGCGGGGGUAGCGCAUCGGGGCGGAGGCGGCCGCGGGCCGCCUGGGCAGAAUGUCACAAUGGACGAGGGGGGCACACCCCUGCUUCCUGACAGCCUGGUUUACCAGAUCUUCCUGAGCUUGGGUCCUGCUGAUGUGCUUGCUGCUGGGCUAGUGUGCCGACAAUGGCAGGCAGUGUCUCGGGACGAGUUCCUGUGGAGAGAACAGUUUUACCGAUACUACCAGGUGGCCCGAGAUGUGCCCCGACACCCAGCGGCUACAUCCUGGUAUGAGGAGUUCCAGAGACUGUACGAUGCAGUGCCCUGUGUGGAAGUGCAAACUCUCAAGGAGCACACAGACCAAGUCCUACACCUCAGCUUCUCCCACUCUGGCUACCAGUUUGCUUCUUGCUCCAAGGACUGCACCGUGAAGAUAUGGAACAACGAUCUGACUAUCUCGCUGCUGCAUAGUGCAGACAUGCGGCCCUACAACUGGAGCUACACCCAGUUCUCCCAGUUCAACCAGGACGACUCCCUGCUGCUGGCCUCGGGAGUGUUCCUGGGGCCCCACAACUCCUCAUCAGGCGAGAUUGCAGUCAUCAGCCUAGACACCUUUGUACUGCUGUCCCGGGUGCGCAACAAGCCAUAUGACGUGUUCGGCUGCUGGCUGACAGAGACCAGCCUCAUCUCCGGGAACCUGCACCGCAUUGGCGACAUCACCUCCUGCUCUGUGCUCUGGCUCAACAACGCCUUCCAGGUGCGGGCGGGGCGCGCUCCUGCUGCCAGCGCCCCCUCCUCAGCCCGGUGCCCACCCCCCUGUGCUCCCCCUCAGGACGUGGAGUCAGAGAACGUGAACGUGGUGAAGCGGCUUUUCAAGAUCCAGAACCUCAAUGCCAGCACCAUCCGCACCGUGAUGGUGGCCGACUGUAGCCGCUUCGACAGCCCUGACCUCCUGUUGGACGCUGGUGACCCUGCUGGGCCCCCCUGCCGAGUCUUUGACCUGGGCAUCGAGGAUGAGGAUGAAGAUGAGGAAGCAGCAAGCCCUGGUCCAACCCGUGCCAAGGAGGGGCUGAGGCGCUUGCUGGAUGGCAUCCUGGAAGGGGGUGCACAGCCCCCACUGUCAGAGCGUGCCCUAGAGACAAAGGUGGCUGAGCUACUGGCCCAGGGUCGCACCAAGCCCCCCGAGCGUGGGACAGCUGGAGCCCUCAACAAACUCCUCAUCUUCACCACUGGCUGCCUCACCUACUCACCUCACCAGAUAGGCAUCAAGCAGAUCCUGCCACACCAGAUGACCACGGCGGGGCCUGUGCUGGGUGAGGGCCGGGGCUCCGACGCCUUCUUCGAUUCCCUGGACCACGUCAUCGAUGUGCACGGACACAUCAUUGGCAUGGGUCUGUCCCCCGACAACAGGUAUCUGUAUGUAAACAGCCGCGCCUGGCCCAGUGGCUCAGUAGUGGCCGACCCCAUGCAGCCGCCACCCAUCGCUGAGGAGAUUGACCUGCUGGUAUUUGACCUCAAGACCAUGCGAGAGGUGAAACGGGCUCUGCGGGCACACCGUGCGUACACGCCCAACGAUGAGUGUUUCUUCAUCUUCCUGGAUGUCAGCAGGGACUUUGUGGCCAGUGGGGCUGAGGACCGGCAUGGCUACAUUUGGGACCGUCACUACAACAUCUGCCUGGCCAAGCUGCGGCACCAGGAUGUAGUCAACUCAGUGGUCUUCAGCCCCCAGGAGCAGGAGCUCCUGCUGACGGCCAGCGAUGAUGCCACCAUCAAAGCUUGGCGCUCCCCACGCACUGUGCGUGUCCACCAGGCCCCACGCCCACGCCCACGCCCCUUCUUCUCCUGGUUUGCCAGUCAGAGGCGCUGAGGGCUGGAAUGCUGCUCACAGGAAUGUCCAGGUUAUGCUCUGCUCUGCUGCCAGGACCCCAUGGGAACCCUGGGCUUUGCCGGUGGCCAAGUUGCUAUCUACAGUGCAGGGGAGGGGGAAGGGCAGAGAAGCUGGCAGUAGGUGAUGCCAUAGGGAGGGGCCUUGGGGUUGCAGGCAGGGGCAGCCCAGCCCCACCUUGCUCUCUCUCUCUCUCUCUCUCACACACACACACACACACACACAAACACACACACACACGCCUCCCACAGCUGUGAUGCUCAGCACAGGGUACACAGGACACUGAGAUUCUGCUCUUCACUACCCUCUUUCUGGCCUGCCAGUCAGCAUGACAGGCACUUUGGCUGGCCUGGGGGCUCCCAGGCACCCCACUCUGGAAACUUGUUUGUAUACCAGCAAGGCUGGUGGUGUGGUCAGUUGGCCAUAGGCCCAGGCGAACUGCAUGUCACUCAUCAGCUAUCCAGGGCCUGAAUAAACAGCUGGCAACAGCA